AUGUCCGUGGCGGUUGUUCUUGGUGCCCAAUGGGGCGAUGAAGGCAAGGGGAAGAUCAUCGACUUCCUAAUUGACAACGAAAAGGUAUGUUACAGUAUGCAGUGUAAUGUGUUCUGUGUUUAGAUUGAUGUCACAGCCCGAUGCCAAGGUGGAAACAACGCCGGACAUACGGUAAUUGCCAAUGGAAAGUCGUACGAUUUUCACAUCCUCCCCUCUGGCGUUAUCAGCGAACGCUGUGUGAAUGUUAUCGGGAAUGGAGUUGUGGUCAAUUUGGAUGCCUUCUUCGAGGAGUUGGAUAAGAACAACAUCCCCGCCCUCCCCGGAUGGGAAAAACGGAUAUUCAUCUCGAAUCGGGCUCAUAUUGUCUUCAGUGUUCAUCAACAAGUGGAUGGACGACAGGAAGACAGUUUGGAUACUAAAAAGUAAGUUGUUCUUUCAAUGUGGGAACUAUUUGUCAUCUAUAAUAUUUCAUCGCAAAUUCAGAAGAUUUAUUUAGGUAUGAAUAAUAUAAAUUUGUUUUAGUAAGAUUGGAACUACCAACAAAGGGAUUGGACCUACAUACUCAAGUAAAUGCUUCCGAAAUGGCAUCAGGAUGGCCGAUUUGAUGGGCGAUUUUGAGGAGUUCACUAAAAGGUAAACCUUUUUGAUUUUGAACUUAUACAGAUUUUAGGUAUCGAGCUUUGGUUGCCCAUUACAAAAAACAAUUUCAAAUUGACAUCGAUGAAACCACAGAACUGGAGAAGUUCAGAGUAUGUUUUUAUCGAGUUGAUAUUUGCCCUGUUUUGGUAUUUCACUUUAUUUAUAUGCCAAAUUUUAGAAUCAUGCCAUCAAACUGCGUGAACUUGGUAUUGUUGUGGACACCGCCUUGCUUCUCCAUAAGCUCAGAGCAGAAGGGAAGACUGUUCUGGUCGAGGGAGCGAACGGCGCUCUUCUGGAUAUUGAUUUUGGAACUUAUCCAUAUGUCACUUCUUCCAAUGCGACCGUGGGCGGUGCCUGUACUGGUCUCGGUCUCCCUCCGACUUCAAUCAAACGGGUUCUCGGAGUAGUAAAGGCUUAUCAAACUCGGGUUGGAACGGGGCCUUUCCCCACAGAGCAGCUCAAUGAGAUCGGGGAACGACUUCAGUCCAUUGGCCAUGAAGUUGGAGUCACCACGGGAAGGAAAAGGCGGUGCGGAUGGCUGGAUCUCUUUUUGUUGAAGAGCUCACAAAUCGUUAAUGGAUUUACGGAGUAUGUUUUGAUAUUUUUGGAUACUUUUUCUAUUAAUUUAUAUUAUACUUCGUUUUUUAGGUACGCACUCACAAAGCUUGAUAUAUUGGAUGAUUUUGAGGAGAUCAAGGUCGGAGUUGGUUACAAAUUGAAUGGCGAGAUUUUGAGUUCACCUCCAGGUAUGUUCUCAUAUUAUAAUUGAAAUUUUAUACCUAAAUUAAAGUAAAAAGUCGUACAAGCUCUUUUGUUUUGACCUUUUUAUCCCUGAUAAUGCCAUUAUGCGAGACGUUACGUCAUUUUAUAUGAUAUAAUUUUAGCCCGCGCUGCCGACUGGGAUGUGGUUGAAGUGGAAUAUAAGAGUUUCCCCGGCUGGAAGACCCCCACUGUUGGUGCCAAGAAAUUCGAAGAUCUGCCCCCAAGGUGUCAGGAGUACAUCAGAUUCAUCGAGGACUUUGUCUCUGUCCCCAUACGAUUCAUCGGCGUCGGCCAAUCUCGGGAAGCUCUCCUGAUCCGUUAA
Bursaphelenchus xylophilus (pine wood nematode) is the source of this 1723-nucleotide messenger RNA. The record is from the annotation of a GenBank genome assembly. Lineage: Eukaryota; Metazoa; Nematoda; Chromadorea; Rhabditida; Aphelenchoididae.